AUGGUUAGCCCACUGACUGAUGUAGUCGUCUCCGCCAACAGUGACCGCGACACACUGCCAUCUCAAGCAAAGCCUUCUUCACCGACGUCAACGCCUCCCCGUCGCCCCGGUGCACGCACGGCUCAUAGCUCCCCGCUGAAGCGCAAAUGCAAGAUCGACGACUUCGCUCUUCCGCCGCCCCCGCCGACCGUAUCCGCAAACGAAGUUGCUCGGGACGACAUUCUAGCUGCAUGGGACCUCGUAAAAUCCAGUAACAAAGGCAUUGUUCAGAGCGAGGCCUCGAAGGAUGAACCCUUCACAGUCUUAGAUGACCCAACAGCGGGUAGUACACCAUUCCACCGUGGCCAUCGACGAAACAAGACAAGCUUAUCACAGGUGGUCUCACGCAGUAACCCGCUAAAGGGAGCUACAUACGGUACGGAAUCGAUUCGCGCGACAGCAGGACAGUAUAGCCAUUGGCCGACAGAUCCACACCAUAAUUCCUCUCCAGACGCCUAUUCAGGUUUGGAUUUGUUCAGCUGCGAUACUUCUCCUGAGGUGCGUGCUACAAAACGAAAGUCGCUACCAGCCUACAGCAGUACAACCUCCACCAUGGAGUCAGGCAGGUCGAAAGAGUUCCAUGAUUGCACCCUAUCACCGAGGACGACAGCGGAUGAAACAAAAGAAGAUGAGCGCACACCGUCCCAUCGAUCCUACACCCCUAGCUACGCCGAAUCUUCUCCGGGAGCUGGAGCGACGUCCCCAGCGGCUGAGCCAUAUCUGCCGCUUCGUAGGGUCGAGAAGUUCAAUGACACCGAGAGCUUCAACUUCCAUGAAAGCCCCUUCUCACAAUUUGAAUACGCGCUCUCGCUCUCGGAUAUGGAAACCGACGAUGUUCGCGACCUCUACCCAUUGGGAGCCUUUACCCAAGCAAGCGCUCAAGAGGGCUGCGCCAUCCAUGACUGGGCGCCCCCAUGGCCAUCGGAGCAGCCUGUGAAGAAACUCCUCCGCUUUGCUUCCCGACCAGACUUUGCACCCUCCAUGCACUACGAGUCAGAAUCGGAUGACUAUUCUUCUCUGCAGAAUCUCCUCGAUUUGGACGAGCAUGGUCCUGAGCCACGGAAGAGUCCGCUCAGUGCUGUCAAUGUUCACCCUCAGAUACAGGAUGAGGGGCUUACGACCCUCGCACCAGUUUCCUAUUACCCGGAUGUUGGAUCAGAGAUGACGAUCCUCCUUCCACGGACGUACAAUGCGACUCCCGACGACGAUGAAAUGACUCUUCCUUCACGCACAUACAAUGCGACUGGUAGCGAUGAACUUAUGUGUCUUCUCCCGCUGACGUACGAUGCGAACUCUGUGAACGCACUGGAGAAAGCGUCGACAAUUAAGCGGAAGCCGAUACUGCGAAAGGCCAAAGACGGGUCGCUUCGAUCUUCCGCACCGUCCCCCAGCUCUCCAAACUGGGUGGUGCAUGAUGGAUACGACACCGAGGAGGAUCUCUGGACGAAACCCUGCAGCGGCGUUCUGAUGAAUACGGAAGCCUCGGACCUUCACCACCGCGAUAGCUUGGAUGGCCGCGACGCUGACAUAGAGUCAAUCCAUAUCGAGAAGAGGCACAAACGCGGUGGCUCGAAGAGCUUACACGAUCAAGUCGCGAAGCCAGUCGGUCAAUUCAUUGAGUCGCGCUCAAAUGCAAAUAUUAUCAAGGAACCCGCACCAAUCGGCUCAAUCACCCGUCGUCCACUCCCGACCAUCAGUCAUGUUCUAAAUCCUCCACUCCCAACCAAUACCGGUGUCCUGAACCUCGACUUCCAGUUUCCGGCUCGAAGUCCGCAGCAGCAGCGCGGUGUCAGCAUGCCGGUCUUUCCCCCGCCUUCUGCUGCGCGUGCUCAAGAAAAGAAGCAUGCGCGGCGCAAAUCGUUCCGUCAAUUGCUAGGUGCUACUGGCAACAAGGAAGGUGGUACCGAGACGACAACGAGUGGAGACAAGCCGAAGAAGUCGCUGGGUCGACGCAUCAGUCAGAUGGGGAGGAGACUUUCCUCGAUAUGGUCCAAGUAG
Molecule: messenger RNA, 2037 nt
Organism: Alternaria ventricosa
Lineage: Eukaryota; Fungi; Ascomycota; Dothideomycetes; Pleosporales; Pleosporaceae
Exons: 1
Coding region: 1-2037 (678 amino acids)
Source: RefSeq, a predicted model, not a curated record